AUGGCUCCCAUUUUCACUAGCUACCCAGGCGUUGGAGAAACCAAUCAGAAGAAGUUUUGGUACAGCCAAGCAGUCCGCAUUGGAGACCGGAUUGAAUGUGCCGGCCAAGGUGGCUGGAAUCCCGAGACCGGCGAAUUCUACAAGGAAAUCAACGCUCAAAUCGAUCAAGCAUUCGAUAAUUGUGAGCUCAAUCUCCGUCAUGCUGGCGGUCAAGGCUGGUCUCAAGUGGUGCGGGUCAAUUCUUACCAUGUCCCUAUCAACAAUGAAGCCUUGGAUGCAAUGGUCCGCAACUUCAAGAAGUGGAUGCCGAACCGUCAACCUAUCUGGACUUGUGUUGGAGUGCCGAGGUUGGGUGAGGAUGAUAUGCGAGUCGAGAUUGAAGUUGUGGCCGUGGACGAGGACGGAAAGCCAAUCGCUACUCAGAAGUAG
This is a messenger RNA of Aureobasidium pullulans EXF-150, 429 nucleotides long. RefSeq names its product endoribonuclease L-PSP. NCBI's taxonomy places the organism in Eukaryota, Fungi, Ascomycota, Dothideomycetes, Dothideales, Saccotheciaceae. Gene Ontology annotation, molecular function: deaminase activity. The record is from RefSeq and is a predicted model, not a curated record. The coding region runs from base 1 to 429 and encodes 142 amino acids. Gene Ontology annotation, cellular component: cytosol. The transcript is spliced from 2 exons.